Knipowitschia caucasica is the source of this 870-nucleotide messenger RNA. NCBI's taxonomy places the organism in Eukaryota, Metazoa, Chordata, Actinopteri, Gobiiformes, Gobiidae. The record is from the annotation of a GenBank genome assembly.
AUGAAGGAUCUGAGGAAGAGAAAGCUGUACGUGGUGGUGGACCUCCUGUGCGUGCUUGUGGCGGCACUUCCCUUCAUUGUCAUGACCAUUGUGUCCAAGCCGUAUCACAGACGCAUCUACUGUGACGAUGAGAGCAUCCUGUACCCCCUCAAACCUGACACCAUCACCCACGGCAUGCUGGCUGCUGUCACCAUCUCCUGCACCGUCAUUAUAAUCUCAUCUGGUGAAGCCUAUUUGGUCUACAGCAAGAGGAUAUACUCAAACUCAGAUUUUAACCAGUAUGUAGCCGCCCUGUACAAAGUGGUGGGGACGUUUAUGUUUGGAGGAGCUGUGAGCCAGUCCCUCACAGACUUGGCCAAGUACACCAUCGGCCGCCCAAGGCCCAACUUCAUGAGCGUGUGUGCGCCCAGAGUUUGCAUCAGCUACAUCCAAGCAGCCAACUGCACCGGGAGGCCCCAGGACGUCACCGAGUCCAGUUUGUCUUUCUACUCGGGUCAUUCUUCAUUUGGCAUGUACUGCAUGCUCUUCUUGGCGCUCUAUGUGCAGGCCAGACUCUCUGCUCGGUGGGCCAGACUUCUACGGCCGACCAUCCAGUUUUUCCUGGUGGCCUUUGCUGUGUAUGUGGGCUACACUCGGGUUUCUGAUUACAAGCAUCACUGGAGCGAUGUGCUGGUGGGACUGCUGCAAGGAGCCCUGGUCGCUGUGCUCAAUGUGCACUUUGUGUCCGACUUCUUCAAGAAACGCCCUCCGCGGCAUUGCACCCAAGCCACAGAGGAGAGUGAAGGCCCAGAGCAGAAAGCCAGCCUCCAAAUCGCAGACUCUGAGCACAGCAACCAUUACAACUACCACCCCAGCUCUGGACCCGUGUAG